This is a messenger RNA of Bombyx mandarina (wild silkworm), 4975 nucleotides long. It is a transcript of the gene yki, whose product is annotated as Transcriptional coactivator yki. NCBI's taxonomy places the organism in Eukaryota, Metazoa, Arthropoda, Insecta, Lepidoptera, Bombycidae. Gene Ontology annotation, cellular component: nucleus; cytoplasm. Gene Ontology annotation, biological process: hippo signaling; positive regulation of transcription by RNA polymerase II. The record is from RefSeq and is a predicted model, not a curated record. Gene Ontology annotation, molecular function: transcription coactivator activity; protein binding.
CGGGUGCGCGUGGGCAGGGAGAUUCCGCGGUGCGGGCGGGGCGAGAAUCAGUUGCGCGGCGAGCGCUAUAUUGUAAGAACGUUAGGUGGUACCGCGCCAGCUCGUCGCGUGCUAGUGUUGUGUCACAGCGGUGGGCCAGGUCGGUUUCGAGAUUUCUUCGUUCCGACGUAAAUAAUGGCUCUCAACUCGGACGGUGAACAGAAAUCGAACCUGGUCCUCCGCGUGGACCAGGAUUCAGACUCUGUAUUACAAUCGUUGUUCGACACAGUGCUCAAGCCGGACUCAAAGCGACCGCUACAGGUGCCUCUUCGUAUGCGACAGCUUCCCAAGUCAUUCUUUAACCCGCCGUCGACCGGUUCCAAGUCGCCAUCAGUGUCUCACUCGCGAGAAAACUCGGCUGAUUCGGCAUUCGGAUCAUCGUCUGCAACUGGCACCUCUACAGUUUCCCAUUCACGGGCACAUUCGUCACCAGCAAGCUUGCAACAAACUUACACCGCAGGCCAACAGAGUCAACAACCACCGUUGCAUCAUCAACACACGAAACAAAGAUCUUAUGAUGUUGGUACACAUAUUCCAGACGAUCUUGGACCCUUACCAGCAGGCUGGGAGCAAGCUCGUACUCCAGAAGGACAAAUAUAUUAUUUGAAUCACAUAACAAAAACGACGACAUGGGAUGAUCCGCGGAAAACUCUCGCAGCGCAGAACGUGGCCAACACUGUCCAGCAUCAAGCCGCCGAAGCCCUGCUCAAUCAGAACGCACAACAAACCAUUACCAACACAGCCACACCUGCAGCGAAGAGUACAAGUAAUACGACAACAGAUCCUUUAGGGCCACUGCCGGAAGGCUGGGAGCAGGCCACGACAGCGGAAGGCGAAAUCUACUUCAUUAAUCACGCAGCUCGUACCACGUCCUGGUUCGAUCCUAGAAUACCGCAACAUUUGCAACGUACGCCAGUGGGUGCAACCGGCGUGGCGGGGGGAGGCUGGGCCAACGCGUCCAUUCAAGCUUGUCAACAGAAACUUCGACUCCAGUCGUUGCAGCUCGAAAGGGACCGCCUCAAGCAGCGCCAACAGGAGAUCAGACUCCAACAAGAACUAAUGGCCCGGCAGGCGUCUUCUAUCGUAUCGUCUUUGGCGAGCAGUACAGGUGCGGUGGCGAGUACUGAAUUGCCCUUGGACCCUUUUCUGCCUGGGCUGACGGAUCAUCAGCGCCAAGAAUCAGCCGAUAGUGGGCUCGGCAUGGCAGUCCCACAGUCCUAUUCCAUGCCGCACACGCCUGAGGACUUCCUCUCCGGCAUGGACGAUCGCAUGGACUGCACCAGCGAGGCCGGAGCCAACAUGGACUCCACGGACAUCACGCUCGGCGACAACAUAGGCUCCACUGAUGACUUGGUACCGUCUUUACAGCUGAACGAGUUCACUAACGAUAUACUCCUGGAUGACGUGCAAUCGCUCAUAAAUUCAACACCGAGCAAACCUGACAACGUACUCACGUGGCUGUAAAGCGUAGGCGUAUCAUGUCAAGUAUUUUCUACAUAUUUUUAUUUUUAUUAAGUUGCGUAAAUGAAACUUCAAAAUAAUCAGGACUUCAAAAUGAAACUUCAAUCAGGACUGCUCUUAAUUUACGGAUAAAAAUUUAUCCCACGCGAAAGAAAUGACUGAAACGAAAAACAAUGAUUUUCAGAUUCCCGCCAAAUUUAAUUGUUUGAUUUGACAUUUUUUUAAUUAAUGAACUGUGAUUCGUGAUAUAUUUAAAAGUCCGAUGAUAGGUUGAAACUUUUUGAUUUACAACUAAAAUACACCGAACGAAAAUAAAACAUGUUAAAUUGAGUGCGUAAAUUAAGGCAAUCCUAAAAUUGUAUCAUAAAUCCGAUACAUGUGAAGACGUGAUUCGAUCUGAGAGAGAUCCGAAUUGCUAAUUUCGUCAUUUUACUAGUUUAGUUCAUAAUGUCUAGAAGUUUCCUUUACCAGAUUUAGGUAUCAGUGCUAUUAUAGUUAUUUUUAAUUAGUGUACUUACCGCUGUUGAAAAAGUCCGCCAUUACAUUGUCGUUGAUGAGGUAAUAUGGAUGUGAAUUACACUGAAAAUGACAAUAACUGGUGUGUGCGCGGAAUAUUGUGAACAUAUUUGGUUCAUUAUAAUAAUAAUGUUUGACGGCAGUUUCUAACAACACUUCAUCGAAGUCUUUCGCAGCGGCCAAUGUAGGCAACUAUAGUUGACCUACUUUUAACAAACUUUAAAUAAUAUUUAUAGUUUUCUGGUAAUCUAAGAGCACUGUACUCAGGAUCACGCGUUGCCUACGUCGGUUUCUGAAAAACUCCACGACGUCUUCAGAUUCAAAAGGGACAGCAACCUAAAUUCACAAUCUCAGAUCGGCAAUACAUAAAGCUGUAUUUCUCUUCAUGGCCAGUAAUUAGGUAUAAUUUACUCUAUCGUAAAAUUGCUUCCUUUUGUACUGAUAAUGACGUAACGGUUUGCUUUCUAACAUUGACUAUACGAAAUGAAUUUCAUCUCUGCAUUUAUUAAAAUGAGAUUGAAAUUACAGACGUCUAAAAGAACUGAACCGUUGAAUAUUCGAAUGUCUGAUUUGUACCAACAAAAAGUGCUGCUUCUAAGAAUUUGUUGUCACAGUAUCAACUUCUGUUUUAAAAGAAUUGAUACAGACGAUUAGUGGCAUAGCAUUCUCUUUACAUUAUUAUUUUUUAUCUUUAACCAAACAUAAAAUUUUCUCGAAAAUAAUUCACCAUGACUAUUAAAUGACGGUUAGCUGGUUGAAUAGAGGUCGAUACUAGGUUUGGUCCCGACCAGAAGCUCUUUUUCGCAAGCCUGUUUUCCGAACGGAAAAUAACCGCCGUGCGACAGAAUCAUUCGUUAAUCAGUUUCCCAUAUUCUUUUGAUCGAGAUUAUCGGUAAACGAACUCGUGCCUGCCCUUAUAAGCGAAGUAUUCGUUGUAGUGUAUUAUCUAAAAUUAAGAUUGUGAUAACAUCUUGACGUAACAGUGCCUUAACGUGCCUUAAAUAAAUAUAUUUAUUAUGUAAUUUAGGUGAUAUUGAUAUUUCUACACUAUUUCUACAUUUUUACAUUUUCAUUAUUAUAUUCGAUUAAUAUGGUUGACAGCAAACGAGCUACGCCAUCGUGUAGAUUUGCGUUUUGUCGACUCACACCGUCCUUGUGUAUUUUUCGAGAUUAUAAUUAGUUGUUAAGUUUGAUACAUAGUUAAUUCUUUAAUUAAGUCAUCAUGUUGGCAACUAUUACAUUUAGUCUAUUUUAAAUGAAGCGUUAAGUACGCGUCGCGCAUGUCAUUAUCGCGACACAGUUAUACAAAUAUGUAUGAGAUACUCUGUGUGUUGUAUUCGAGUAUGCCACUUUUGCCUUAUUCAUUAUAUGCAUAUACUUAUAAUAAUUAUAUUGUAAUGACAAGUAGUAUAUAUGUCUAUAUGCUAGCUAUGAAUGAAAUUAUCUCAAUGUCAACUUUGAUUUUAUAUUCUUCUUACCUAUCUAAAAAUCGAUGAAAUUUAUUUGCUAUUAUACUAUUUUUAAAUCAAAUUAUCUUCUCAAAAUUGUGUUUUAGCCCACCUAGUCUUUAGAUUUCUUUCGCAUGAGUGUUAUGAAUUCAAAUAGCUCGAUUGGUUUGUAUUUUAGGCCUUUUUAAUAAUGAAAUACUACAUUGAAAACUUUGCCAUAUUAGUAAAUGUACUACUAUUCUAAUAAGACUUAAUGUAACUUUCAUUUAUGUUAACUAGCAUUAACUUCGUCUGUGUAACUAUUGUAAUUAGACGUAACGGUGCUGGGUUCAUGAUACAUAUAAUUUUGUAUUUUGUAGAUCCAUUCGUUGUAUACCUAUUUAGUAUUUGUCUCGUGUUAAUAAUGCUAUGAGUUAAUUAGCGACGCUUCUCGUAUUGUUCGGUUCAUUAUUCUGUUUUAUAUUGCUUUCAUUUAGUUCGGUCGCUUCCCGGUAGGGGGCGUCCGCUUCGCCAUCGCCACAUCCUCGACCUUGGUCUCAACCAACCGACACAACACUAACGUGUAUUACCAAAUGAUAAUAAAAACAUUACCUAGGGUUAAAGUAUAUUUUCUAAAAACGUCAUUCUAUCGUUCUAAAUUGACUAUAAUUAGCACUAAAAUCUGACUCUUUUCACUGUUAAAAUUCAUACCGCGUUUCUUCAAUCAAUUUCGAAGUCACUUCAUCUAACAAUAGCAGUAGUUACAUUUUUCUAACUGUAAAAGUGAAGUUUCUAUAACUGUCAUUAUUUAUUUAAAUCGCUUUAACUGUCACUAUCAUAGAUAUACCAAUUUUACAAUAGAUUAAAAAUGAUAAACAUCGGUUUUUUUUCGACAAAAUUCGACAUUGUCACCAAUUUACUAUGUUAAAUGUGUUAUAAUAAAUUUGUGACAAUACGUCUCAGUAGUGCAUAUUAUAAAUAGGAGGGACAAUGUAAGGUAACGUAAUGACAAUAUGUCAUCAAUUUCUGUCGCGAAUCGAUUUGAAGGUUUAUUUAAUGCAAGUGAAAUUUCGAUUUUGUCCUAAACCAACAAUAACUAUGUCUUACUCACGUAAAUUGGUGUUAAACUAUUUUAGUUGGCGUGUCGGUUGGAGCCUCAUCCUUGUAUCGACUAGUGUUCCUGUUCUAAUUAUUGUUUUAAUGUCACAUCGAGAAACAUUCCAUGAUGCUAACAGUUCGCUCGGCGCCGGUCCUCUUACGACGAGGCUGGCACUGCUUGCUAAAGAAUAAUUUUCGGAACAAUAUCUAGAAUUUAAAACUAUAUUCGUUUAAUUCUAUAAGUAAGUAAACUUUAUAUUUUACACACAUAUCUCUCCAGUUUGAUAGCAGAUGCAAGUUUUCUCUGUAGUGUAUGUACGUGUAUCAAUGUUAUAACAAUGAAAUUAAAAGUGUCGAUUCAUUCAUUUACUAUAAUUUCAUUGUAAAUAAUUUUCGAUAUUCUUAUAUGGAGUAAAUAUUUGUUUAAUACCGAA